GUCACAACCGGUCGAAGAAGUCUGUGGCUGUGCAGGUCGGGCCGGCCUCGAUUAAAGCAGUGGGUGAGACGAUGACUCUACUUUGCAAGAAACCACAAAGGCUCUCCGCAAAAUUCAUCAAGCGAUACAAAUAUCAACAUCGAUACUCCAGCGCACCAGCAUCCACACAUGUGAUCAAUGAGGGCAGUCGAAUCGGGAUCCUAGGAGGCGGACUAGCCGGCCUGACGUCGGCGUAUUACUUGUCCAAGCAACUCCCAGAAUCCAAUCAGAUUAUCGUCUGGGAAAAGGCCCACAGGUUUGGCGGCUGGGUCCAGAGGUCGAGGGUCGACGAUCAGAACAACCGGACUCCGUUGGUCUUCGAGUCUGGGCCUAGAAGCGUCAGGCCAAAGGGCUUGGCCGGGUUGAUCUCUAUCGAAUUGAUCAAGGACUUGAAGCUGCUCGAUUCAGUGAUUAUUAUACCUAAAACCCAUCCAUCGGCUCAGAACCGCUACAUAUACACGAAAAAUGGACUACAGAAGCUACCCUCGUCGAUGCUUUCGUUGCUAAGAUCGAUCCACAAACGUCCGAUCUCGUUGAUACCAGGAUCGCUACUCAAAGACAUAUUCCACACAACCGAAACAUCAAGAACACGCCCGAUCGAUGACGAAAGCAUUUCCGAAUUUAUUUCCAGAAGGUUUGGCGAUGGGAUCGGAGAGGAACUAAUUUCCGGCAUGGUUCAUGGCAUCUACGCUGGGGAUUACAAGACGCUCAGCGUUAGGAGUAGUCUGUUCAAAUCGGUCUGGGAACUCGAAAGGAAAUAUGGCGGUGUCUUGAACGGAUUGAGGGCCAGUCAGAAAAAACGAGCUCCGAUCGAUACAAAUCAUGAAGAAGAAACACUUCGUAAAUCUCUCAACGAUCAUUCUCUUCAAGAUCUAGUGGAUUGCAGUGUCUGGGGCCUCAAGGGCGGUCUCGAAACGCUGGUAACCUCUUUGAGAGAUUGGCUUGAAAAGAAACCGAAUGUGAUUCUCAAGUCGUCAGAGAGCAUCGAGUCGGUGAUGCCAUCUCCUGAUGGCCCUUCCACAGUUACCUCGUCUCUUGGAGUCUAUGGACAAAUCGAUCAUCUGAUCUCCGCCCUUCCACCUCAAGUCUUACACUCCUGCCUGGGACCAACGCUUCAGAGCCGAUUGGAAGUGUUGACCACCAACCCGAGUGUGACUGUCGGAGUGGUGAACCUAGCUUACCGAUCCCCUCGCCGGCUCAACCCUAUCCCACCGGCGUUUGGCUACCUGAUCCCGGCCAGCAUUGGGCGAGAGCUGAACCCCCAUCGAGUGCUAGGAGUAGUCUUUGACAGCGACAUGAUGCCGGGAGUUGAGGAGGAAAUCGGAGGGGAAGAGUUGACGAAGUUGACGGUGAUGAUGGGCGGCCAUUACUAUUCCAAGCAACCCGACUCGAUCCCGACAAACGACGAGCUGAUCAAACAAGCCUGUCAGACGAUCAAAGACCAACUGGGGAUCGUCCAGGAGCCAUUCUCCGCCCAAGCUCAGAUACAGAAGGAUUGUAUCCCUCAAUAUCUCGUGGGCCACCAUCGAAGGAUGUCUGAACUCCAUCAUCAACUCGCACCUUUCAAUCUCUCCCUCGUCGGCUCAGGCUAUUCUGGCGUCGGAUUGAACGACGUCGUUAAGUCUGCCAGAGAUAAUGUUAUCAAUCUGAUCAAAAAUGGCCGCUCAACUGGAUUGGAAGAUUUUGAUAUCUCAACAUGACCUGAUCGAUGUGGAUACUCAGUUUAAUGACAUGAAGUUAUAACUUUGCUUGUAGCGGCUGCAUAGGAGCGAAUAGGUCGUGUAUUUAUUCACUUACGACUGAUGACGUCAUUCUAGAAUUGACUUUGGUGGGCUUGAGAAAAAGAAAAUUGUGAAUGAAUCAUAAGUAAUGCUGGUGGGGGGGGGGGUGAUACUCAAUCCCCCGAAUGUCCGCUGAGUUUUUUUAUUGUAUUUUUUCACUCAUGUGGGAAGGGAAAUUUGGUUGUAAUUUCUUGACUGGUCCGUCUGUUUUUUAUAUUUUCUUUCAGAAAAAAAAAAUCAAAUUAUUUGAUCCUCUCAUUCUCCUAUUUGAGGGCAUCGUGACUGAGCAGCUGCUAGUCUGUGUUAAACUCACUUCCUUCCCUGGAAUUUCUCGCAUCGACUCAUGAUGAACUUAUCGAUAUGACUAAAAACAUCAUGUGACAUUUCAUGGGAGGGAACUCUUGCCUUUUAGUGAAUCCCGACCGUUUUCCUAAUAUUAUGUCUAGGUUUCUUGCACCCUUGAUAGUAUCUCCUCUUCUAUGUGAUCUUGUUGUGGAUUUGAUGUUGACUGUUGAAGGUGCAGCCAACCGCAUGUAAAGUAAGGCA
Messenger RNA from Puccinia graminis f. sp. tritici CRL 75-36-700-3, 2366 nucleotides. RefSeq names its product protoporphyrinogen oxidase. NCBI's taxonomy places the organism in Eukaryota, Fungi, Basidiomycota, Pucciniomycetes, Pucciniales, Pucciniaceae. The transcript is spliced from 4 exons. The record is from RefSeq and is a predicted model, not a curated record. Gene Ontology annotation, molecular function: protoporphyrinogen oxidase activity, oxygen as acceptor. Gene Ontology annotation, biological process: heme biosynthetic process. The coding region runs from base 72 to 1739 and encodes 555 amino acids. Gene Ontology annotation, cellular component: mitochondrial inner membrane.